AGUGCCUGGAAAGAGCGGCCGUUUGCGCCUGCGCAGUGGCUCUGCGACUGAGGCGGCGGUCGGAUGCGUCCGCGGCUGCGGGGCACGGCGACGCGGAGGGAGGGGGGGCUAUGCAGCCGCCACAGCCGCCCCCCUACGAGUUCCUCGGCGAGGAGAACGGGCAGAAAUGGCGGGGGCUGCUCGUGCCGGCCCUCAGGAAGGUUCAACAGCAGGUCCAUCCCAACCUUUCAGCCAAGGAGGACUCCCUCUGCUACAUCGAGGAGCUAAUCUUUCAGCUGCUAAACAAACUGUGUGUUGCCCAGCCAAGGACUGUCCAAGAUGUCGAGGAGCGAGUUCAAAAGACCUUUCCUCACCCGAUUGACAAGUGGGCCAUUGCAGAUGCACAAUCCGCCAUUGAGAAGCGAAAGAGAAGAAACCCUCUCCUGCUGCCUGUGGAAAAAAUACAUCCCCUUUUAAAGGAAGUUCUUGGCUAUAAAAUAGAUUAUCAGGUGUCCCUUUACAUCGUGGCUGUCCUGGAAUAUAUCUCUGCUGACAUCUUAAAACUGGCUGGCAAUUAUGUGUUCAAUAUACGGCACUUCGAGAUUUCCCAACAGGACAUUAAAGUGUCAAUGUGUGCUGACAAGGUGUUGAUGGAUAUGUUUGAUCAGGAUGACAUUGGCUUGGUUUCUCUCUGCGAGGAAGAGCCCUCUUCUUCUGGUGAACUCAAUUACUAUGAUCUUGUCCGGAGCGAGAUUGCUGAUGAAAGGCAGUAUCUGCGAGAGCUGAACCUCAUCAUUAAAGUAUUUCGAGAAGCAUUUCUGUCUAACAGGAAGUUAUUCACGCCUAAUGACAUUGACAUGAUUUUUAGCAACAUCACAGAUAUCCAUGAACUGACAGUGAAGCUCUUGGGGUUAAUUGAGGACACUGUGGAAAUGACCGAUGAAAGCAGCCCUCACCCACUGGUUGGCAGCUGUUUUGAGGAUCUUGCAGAGGAACAGGCCUUUGACCCAUAUGAAACCUUGUCCCAGGACAUCCUUUCUCCGCAAUAUCACGAACAUUUUAAUCACUUGAUGGCAAAACCUGCUGUGGCUUUACAUUUCCAGUCAAUUGCUGAUGGCUUUAAAGAAGCAGUUCAGUAUGUUCUCCCACGCCUGAUGUUGGUUCCCGUAUACCACUGUUUGCACUACUUUGAAGUAUUACAGCAAUUACAAGAAUGUAGUGAAGACGAAGAAGAUUGCGAGUGCCUGAAGCAAGCCAUCACAGCGCUCUUAAAUCUCCAGUGUAGCAUGGAACGUAUAUACAACAAACACUCACCUAGACGCAGGCCGGGGGAGCCAGUGUUUUGGUUCUACACCCGCCAAGUCCGAAGCAAGCACCUGGCCAUUAAAAAGAUGAAUGAGAUCCAGAAAAACAUUGAUGGGUGGGAAGGCAAAGACAUUGGCCAGUGCUGCAACGAAUUCAUCAUGGAGGGGACGCUGGCCAGAGUCGGGGCCAAGCACGAGCGGCACGUCUUCCUCUUUGACGGCUUGAUGAUUAGCUGCAAAGCCAACCACGGCCAGUCGCGCCUCCCGGGUUACAGCAACGCGGAAUACCGACUCAAGGAGAAAAUUGUCAUGAGGAAAGUCCACAUCGUAGAUAAGGACGAUACGUGCGAAUACAGGAACGCUUUUGAACUGGUCCCGAAGGACGAGAGCAGCUUCAUCUUUGCUGCCAAGUCUGCUGAAGAGAAGAACAACUGGAUGGCGGUGCUGAUCUCCCUCCAGUACCGCAGCACCCUGGACCGCAUGCUGGAUGCAGUGUUGUUGCAGGAGGAGAACGAGCAGCCCCUCCGGCUGCCCAGCCCUAGCGUCUAUCGCUUUGUGGUGGAAGACUCCGAGGAGAACAUCGUCUUUGAGGACAACCUCCAGAGCAGGAAUGGGAUCCCCCUGAUCAAAGGCGGCACCGUGGUGAAACUCAUUGAGAGGCUCACCUACCACAUGUAUGCAGAUCCUAAUUUUGUACGUACCUUUCUUACCACGUAUCGCUCCUUUUGUAAGCCUCAAGAACUCCUAAGUUUGUUGAUAGAACGAUUUGAGAUCCCAGAGCCUGAGCCCACAGAAGCUGAUCGGCUGGCCAUUGAGAAAGGAGAGCAGCCCAUCAGCGCAGACCUUAAGCGAUUCCGCAAGGAAUACGUCCAGCCAGUGCAACUCAGGAUACUCAAUGUUUUUCGGCACUGGGUGGAGCACCAUUAUUAUGACUUUGAAAGAGACCAGGAGCUCCUCGAUAGGCUGGAAACGUUUAUUUCCACUGUAAGAGGCAAAUCCAUGAAGAAGUGGGUGGAAUCCAUUGCCAAGAUCAUCAGGAGGAAAAAGCAAGUGCAUGCCAAUGGCGUUAGUCACAACAUCACCUUCGAAAGCCCCCCGCCCCCCAUCGAGUGGCACAUCAGCCGCCAGCUUGAAACGUUUGACCUCUUGACGCUGCAUCCCAUCGAGAUUGCGCGGCAACUGACCCUCUUGGAAUCUGAUCUCUACCGGGCUGUGCAGCCGUCUGAACUUGUGGGGAGCGUGUGGACAAAAGAGGAUAAGGAAAUAAACUCUCCAAAUCUACUCAAAAUGAUUCGGCACACAACAAAUCUUACGCUUUGGUUUGAAAAGUGCAUUGUGGAAAUGACAAACUUUGAAGAGCGAGUGGCGGUGCUAAGUAGGAUUAUAGAAAUCUUGCAAGUUUUCCAAGACCUGAAUAAUUUUAAUGGUGUGUUGGAGAUAGUCAGUGCAAUGAAUUCUGUCUCUGUCUACAGAUUAGAUCACACGUUUGAGGCGCUGCAGGAGAGGAAAAAGAAGAUUCUGGACGAAGCAGUGGAAUUAAGCCAAGAUCACUUUAAAAAAUACCUUGCUAAGCUCAAAUCAAUCAACCCACCCUGCGUGCCUUUCUUUGGAAUAUACUUAACAAAUAUUCUAAAGACCGAAGAAGGUAAUCCUGACUUCCUUAAGAGACAAGGGAAAGGAUUAAUCAACUUCAGUAAGAGACGGAAAGUAGCAGAAAUCACAGGAGAAAUCCAGCAAUAUCAGAACCAGCCUUACUGUUUACGCGUCGAGCCAGAGAUCCGGCGUUUUUUUGAAAACUUGAACCCCAUGGGAAACAUCCCCGAGAAGGAGUUUACGGACUACUUGUUCAACAAAUCGCAGGAAAUUGAGCCUCGGAAUUGUAAGCAGCCAUCUAGAUAUCCCAGGAAAACCACCUACUCCUUGAAGUCUCCCGGAAUCAGGCCCAACGCGGGCCGGCACGGCUCCACCUCGGGCACCCUGCGGGGCCACCCCACCCCUCUGGAGAAGGAGCCCUACAAGAUCAGCUUCAGUCGAAUCACGGAAGCGGAGCAGGAGUCUGCGGCCUCGGCCCCCACCUCCCCAGUCGUGCCGUCCACUCCGCCCGUCUCUGCCUCCUCGGACGUGUUCCUAGACAAUGACCUCAACAGCUCUUACGGUAGCAACAAUAGCAUCUUUGCUCCUGUCCUUCUGCCACAAUCAAAAACGUUCUUCAGUUCAUGCGGGAGUCUGCAUAAACUGAGCGAAGAGCCUCUGGUGCCUCCUCCUCUGCCGCCGCGCAAGAAGAUAGAUCAGGAUCCUUCAAACUCAAAGGGCGGCUCCAAAUCGGAAGAGGGCCCUCCCGCCAUCCCGCCGCGACAGCCUCCCCCUCCGAAGAUCCAGCCCCGCGUGCCAGCGCUCUCCUCCGGCCCGCUGGACCAGCCCCUGCAGAGCCCCCCUCCGCCCCCUCCCCCUCCACGGGACCCCCUCCCCGAUACUCCUCCUCCGGUGCCCCUGCGGCCCCCGGAGCACUUUGUGAACUGCUCCUUCCACCUGCAGCAGCCUCCCCUGGGGCGCUUCCACCGGGACCCCGACCGGCUGCGGGAGGGCGGCUCUUGCCCCGGCUCCCCCAGCACGCCGCCCGGCACCCCCUCCCCCCGCGUCCUGCGCCGCUGGUGUGGGCUCAGCCCGGGCGCCAGCCCCGGCCCCCCGGAGCCCCCGCCGCCCCCCGUCCCGCCGCGCCACAACUCCAGCCCCCAGCUCCCCAAACUGCCGCCAAAGACUUACAAGAGAGAGUUUUCCCACCCUCCUUUGCACAGACACUCUUUGCUAGAGAACGCGGAGGCGCCUCAAUGACCGCCGCUCGACACAGGAGUCUUUGACACUGGAAGCAUCGUAGCUGUAUAGAGUUCCCGUUUUCUUAUUUUUGUUGUUGUUGUUUUUUAAUUUAUUCCAAGAAGAGCAGCGAGCGUCUCUGAGUGCUUUGGCGAGGCUGCUGGCCCGGCGGGGUUCUCGAGCAAGAGCACCGCCUCGAACCCGUCUCCGGGCCUUUUUCUUCACCGCACGCGGCCUCAUUCGCGUCAAGGGACCAGCAGCAGCACUGCCUCCUCCAACUCCUCCUCCUCAGCACCAACGGUUUUGCCAGUAAGGAGAAUACAGAUUUUUUUUUUUGCACUGUAAACGACACACUACACUUGUUUUAAACUGACAUCCCGUUCGUUGCACUGAGCCGAAAACAAACAUGGUUGCUGGUGUUUUGUUCCUUCUUUUUAACCUCUAGCGGUCUUUUUCAAAACAAAAAACACAUCUAAAUUUCUUAACAGGAUACAAUCCAGCAGGAAGUGCCCCCUUCCAGGAAGCAUCCGGACGAUUGGAACUUAACACCAUUUAGCCUGUCCUGUUGAUUUGUAAAAAAAAAAAUGAUUUCCAUAGGAGACUCCCCAGUGGUUUCUCUGCAAUGGGUGCUCUUCACACCCAGCAUGAAGAAGUCUAUCAUGUUUCUGAAAUCAGGAGGGGAAAAAAGAAGAUUUGUCUGUGACCAUUACUGCUGUUCUGAAAAGUUAGUAGAGACUGUGUCUUAAUUUCCAUUGAUUUUGCUGCUGAAGAGAAGAAAGGAUGGGUGGCUAAAGAAAAAUCACAUUUUGGUUAUGUGAGACAAAAGGAAGAAAAGGAGCCUUCCUCACUCAGUUAUUUAUCCAAAAGAGAAAAGAAAAAAAGUAUUUAGCAUGUGUCAGGUUCAGUUGUGCCUUUUUUCCUUUGGGCAAGCGGAGGUGUCUUAAGCUAAAACGGUUGCCUGCUGUUUUUGACGAACAAAGCUAUUACGCCAUAUGAUGUACAGUUUGUUUAUAUUGUAUAUUUACAGAUUAAUAACCUGUAUGCAUUUCUGUGGCUCGAGGCCUACUCCGCAGUCUUUUUACUCCUGUGCGCUGUACACUGUUUGUAAGCACUUCCCCGACGUCUUUUGUGGAGGGAAAUGCGGCCUUCAGGACUUUAAAAAAUCAUGUACAUUCUCAAUUCAGAUUCAUCACGGUGGCGUUCUUUCUGGAAAUGUGACGUUCGGUUCAACAAAUUCCAGGGAACCUGAUUCAAGACUUUUUGAACCAUCACAACACGAAUAAGUCAAGCUCUCCUUUGGCUGGCAGACUUCACCAUUUUCUGCAGCGGAGGAAAUUAAGUUUGGUUCAAAGUACUGUAGAAUCCAAAAGCCUUUUUCUUGAACGGUCCGUGGCCUUUUACUGUGCUUUUACUAUCAAGAGUUCUUAACCAGAUUAAUAAAUCAAUCCAGUCUUAAUUUUUAAGAAAGCUUG
Molecule: messenger RNA, 5566 nt
Organism: Anolis carolinensis (green anole)
Lineage: Eukaryota; Metazoa; Chordata; Lepidosauria; Squamata; Anolidae
Gene: sos2
Product: SOS Ras/Rho guanine nucleotide exchange factor 2
Exons: 23
Coding region: 111-4115 (1334 amino acids)
Biological process (GO): positive regulation of GTPase activity; Ras protein signal transduction
Cellular component (GO): plasma membrane
Molecular function (GO): guanyl-nucleotide exchange factor activity; protein heterodimerization activity
Source: RefSeq, a predicted model, not a curated record